AUGACAAGCGUCCUUCCUUCAAGGAAUCUAGAGGGAACAUACAGUUUUGCUAGUCAGCCUAAAGUGGUAGCAAGGAGAAAAAUUUAUCGGGAGAAUAUAGAAGAAGAUAUAAACAGUAACUACGGAAAUAUCAUGUACGAUAGGAGAGUAAUCAGGGGAAACACAUACGCUUUGCAUGUAUUGCCUGCCCAUGCUCAGGCCGAUCCUAUUGAAAUUCAGAAACAAAUAGAAAGGAAACGUAACGCUAUUGCUCGUCGUAGAAUGCGUGAAGAACUCAGACCGAAAUCCCCAUUACCUCUAGAUGGUAGACUUCAUCAACCAGUUCAGACCGAACUUUAUUUGGAAGCUCUUACGGAACAAAUCGAAGAAGCAGAUGAAACUUGUCAGACCGAUGACUUUCUGGACAGACCACCUACUCCACUUUACGUACCAGCCAAAGUUGGUGUGGAUGUAAUGACUCAAAUAUAUGAAGGAGAUCUUUUUGACUUUGAUUUAGAAGUUACACCAAUAUUAGAAGUUUUGAUUGGUAAAACAAUUGAACAAUCUUUACUCGAAAUUGCGGAAGAAGAAGAAUUAGCUAGUAUACGUGCUCAACAGAAUGCUUUUGAAGAAAUACGUCAAGCUGAUCUUUUAGAAGUUGCUAGACUUACAGAGCGUGAAAGACGUAUACAAGAAGAAAAAGAACGACGUAAAGCUCAAUAUCUAGCUGUAAUUGAACAAGAAAAAGAAUUGACUACAAAAGUUGCUGCACAAGCAUUUGCUAAAGCCUAUUUAGCUGACUUACAAACACAUGUAUUUAAUAAUUUAACCGAAACUGGUUACUUUUAUGAUCCAGUUGAAAGAGAUAUUGAAGAAGGAUUUUUACCUUGGCUCAUGGAACAAAUCGAUGAAGAACUUGAAUUAUGGAAUGAUGCUUGUCUAUUAUUAGAUGGAAUGAUUAGAGAAGUAAGUUUUAUGAUCUUAAGCUCUUCCUUAUAAAUUGAUUUUCUCAAAUGUUUCCAUUUGGUUUAUAGUAGAAAUUUAUCCUCCUCAUUGGAAAAUGAGUCUGUGCUAGAAGGCCCCCUUGAUAAAAAUAUACACAAAUAGAAUUACUAAACGUUUUUUUGAACUGAUACUGAUUUAGAAAACAUGAAGCACUGGAUCUCUUCUUUACUCUAAUUCAUUAACUCCCUGGAAGUGCCCACCAACCAAAUUCAGGCUAUCUGGUAAUAAUGUACUAUAGAGUUACUAAUUAGGAAUAUAACAACCCACACUAUUUCAGAAAGUCUACAGUUGUUCAGGAAAGACACCAUGAAUAUCGGCAAUUAGAACUAAUGGCCGCUGAAAUGGCGUUGAUGCAAGAAGCAGGUGCUGCUUUAACAGGUCAAUCAGACCAACCAGAACGAAGUGAUGAGCUUACCGAAAAUAGCAAAAUUGAAAAUAUUAUUGAAUCUUCUUUUGAUAAAGAACCAGGAGAAGAAGACGACGAAGAAGAACAAACUGAAAAGGAUGACCGAAAUGAUGAAGGUGAAAUACAGGCGGAAGGGGAGAAAGAUGAACCGAAUAGCGAAAUGAACGAUCAGAAUGGUGAUGAAAUAGAUGAAGAAUAAUGUCACGUUAACAAUUGGAAUAUUUGGUUAUACUGAAUAACUGGAAUCUACGGAAUGUGAUUGCUUAUUUUAUCUUACAGAAACUAUAUGUACAAAUAUCAAAUAUUUAUUUACUUAAUGAAAUACAAUAGAAUGAGCGAAAAUAAUUAGUCUUUCUGUUUAGUUUUAUUAUUCCAGUCCAUAAAUUUUACUUUUAUGAAU
This is a messenger RNA of Schistosoma bovis, 1790 nucleotides long. NCBI's taxonomy places the organism in Eukaryota, Metazoa, Platyhelminthes, Trematoda, Strigeidida, Schistosomatidae. The record is from the annotation of a GenBank genome assembly.